UAUAUAUCGUUUUGGUAAGAUGAUUAUGUACCCAAUGGAAGAGCUCAAUCCGGCUAUGAUGGUCAUAGCCAUCACAUUGUUAGCCAUUCUGCAAUGGGGUAUUCGUGCUACAAUUAAGCCCAAAAUAGCGGGCCCACAGAAAAACGCAAUAAAAAAUGGAGUAAACAACAAAAGGAGGAAAGGCCUGUCCGCCAUGCAGCACGACCGCAUCAACAUGGGGAAUUCGCAAAAUCGGGCUGCGAACGCCGAUGAGAAGUCACCGCCAGGUGGCGCCAGUCUAGUGCGAAUGGGAAUCGCAGGGGGCGGUGGCGCUGGCGGAGUGGGCGUGGCCCUCGCGGAAAGGCGGAGCAGUCGAGUUCGCGUGCUCAGCCGUUUGAUGGGUCAGAAGCGCAUUCGCGAGGCAUUCCUACACUCGCCGAAAAUGGGAUCGAGUCUCGAGGUCAAUUUGGAGGGCGCUGGCAACGGAAGUAGCGAUUGGAUCGCAGCGGAAACGGAAGUGGAGCAUGGACAACUGGAUUGCAGCGCCGAGCCAGCAGAUUUUCCGCCUGCGAAACCACCGAGGCUAAGAAGGCAGCUCCAAACUGCAGUCGAAAGUGAGGAUCGCUGCAGCUUGAGUUUGGGCCAACUUUGUCAGCUACAGCUUCAGUGCGAUAAUAAGCGCAAUGAGGAGGAAUCCCAAAGGAUAUUAACGCGAGAGAAGGAAAGGGUUCAGAACACGCCUCCCCCACUAACCAAGCAGCCGCGAAAGAGACGAAUAGCCCCACAACCUCCACCGAUACCCCCACCGAAACCGAGAAAAAUUCGUACUGAAAAAACCACCAACGAUGACCACUGUGCGUUCAUUGAGCAGCUCUUUUCCGAAACAACUGAGGCAAAUCCAUCGGCUACAGUGGUUGCGGAUCCCGUGGACGAACUGAUCAUAUCGAAGCACUAUCUAAAUACAGCGGCGAAGGAGCAUCGUAAUCCGAAAGCCAAACGCGAUCGUCCACUGAGCGAAAUCAGUGUGACGUCGGUGGACACCCUAUCACCGAAUACCGCAAAAGCCGUGCUCGAGCUGCAGAAACGCUGCCGAGCUGAUAAGUUGGCCUGCCUGAGCCUUACUCGCGUCACCUACCUCAGCAUAGCCAAUGAUCUGCAGGAAGUCGAGGAGGCGGAUCGGGCCACCAUAUUGCACGAUACGAAACUUUUGGUAGCACCCAAUAGCCCGGCGGAAAGUUCGCCGGACGAGGAGCUCAUGGCCUUGCAGCUGGGCAAGAAGUUGGCCCAGGUUUUGGGCAGUGGAGCGGGCUCACCCUUGACCCCUGGCACAAUGGAGCCUUGUGCAGCGGGUUCGGGCUCACCGCUGGGAAAUGGAGAGCUCUUCAAUGUGUCCAAGGCCAAGAAGGUAGAGCUACAGAACCUUUCGUCUCGAUUCACAGCCGCUGUCAGCCAAACACCGCCAGGUGUCACAUCAUCCACUCCCAAUGAAUCAGGAGUCACAGGACCUGCAGGACCUUUGGGGGCUACAACAUCCUCGCCGUCGCUGGAAACGCAAUCAACUGUUAUAAUUUCGUUUAAAUCAUCUCAAACACCUGUGCAGUCUCAAACGAAUUCUGCAGCCUCCGAAAAUGUUGAGGAUGACACAGCGCCCCUGCCGCUCCCACCGCCGCCGCCCGGCUUCGGCACGCCCACCACGCCCCUUUUGUCAAGCAAUGUGCUAAAGAAGGUCGCCAGCUUCACGGUCGAGAAGUCUUCGGCGGGCAAUAAUAGCUCGAAUCCCCCGAAUUUGUGCCCCACCAGUGACGAGACCACCCUCUUGGCCACUCCAUGUUCUUCAUCGCUGACGUUGGCAACCCUGCCGCCCGAAAUCGCCGUGGGCGGUGCGGCGGGGGGCGUGGCCGGGGGAGCUGGUUCGCGACGCGGCUCAUCUUAUGUACCGGAAAAGUUAAGCUUCGCUGCAUAUGAAAAGUUCGAAGGUCAAAUGCUAAUAAAAUGGCUAAUCUCAACGAUGCAGAGCAACCCGAAGAGUUCGAGCGGUGAUGCUAAUCAGGAAUUAUUUAAUACUCUGGCGCUGCAGUUCUGCAAUAAUCUCAAAUAUGUCGGCGUCCUUAAGCAGAUCUCCAAUGAGCACUUGGAUUGCGGAUUUAGCCCCUAUGAAAUGUACCAAUGGACGCACACGGAGCAGCCGACCACCUCGUUGCCCCUGACCCCCGGCAAGCUGGACAAGGUGGCGGCCUGGCCAUUUUCCAGCACACCAUCCGGCAUUCGAGCGCUGGAGUCCGCAUCCCUGGCGUCCGUGGGAGCAGGUGGGUUGGCAGGUUCUUUGGCAACCAUUGCCACCUCAUCCACAGCCUCCUCGGACAAUCAGAAAACCCUGCAGCAGAUCCUCAAGAAGCGUCUCCUCAACUGCUCGACGUUGGCCGAAGUUCAUGCGGUGGUAAACGAGCUGCUGAGCAGCGUGGAUGAACCACCGCGUCGUCCAUCGAAGAGAUGUGUGAAUCUCACGGAGCUGCUGAAUGCCAGUGAGGCGACAGUUUAUGAGUACAACAAGACCGGAGCGGAGGGCGGUGUGAAGAGCUUCACGGAUGUGGAAACUCAAACGGAAAGCGAAGAUUGCGAGGGCACCUGCAAGUGCGCCCAAUUCUCGGCGAAAGUGUCCGAUAACGAAAGUUCAAAGGAAGAUGGGGAUAAGCCACAUGCCGUAGCCCCGCCGCCUCCGCCACCUCCUCCGCCGCCGCCUGCCUUUGAUGCGCCUCCUCCUCCUCCACCACCACCACCUCCUCCGCCACUGGCCAACUAUGGAGCACCACCACCACCGCCACCACCGCCUCCGGGCAGUGGUAGUGCCCCGCCACCGCCUCCACCCGCACCCAUUCAAGGAGGCGGCGGCAUACCGCCUCCACCACCACCCCUGGGUGCAUCCCCCUCCAAGACGACGAUCUCACCCGCUCCACUGCCCGAUCCCGCCGAGGGCAAUUGGUUCCAUCGCACAAAUACCAUGCGCAAGAGUGCAGUUAACCCGCCGAAGCCAAUGCGUCCUUUAUAUUGGACACGGAUAGUGACGAGUGCGCCGCCUGCGCCACGCCCCCCAUCGGUGGCCAAUUCCACGGACAGCACGGAGAACAGCGGGAGCUCACCCGAUGAGCCUCCGUCUGCGAAUGGUACAGAUGCUCCGCCCACAGCGCCACCGGCCACCAAGGAGAUCUGGACGGAGAUCGAGGAAACGCCACUGGAUAAUAUCGAUGAGUUCACGGAGCUCUUUUCCCGCCAAGCCAUUGCGCCCGUUAGCAAGCCCAAGGAGCUGAAGGUCAAGCGAGCCAAGUCUAUCAAGGUACUCGAUCCCGAGAGAUCGCGAAAUGUGGGCAUUAUCUGGCGGAGUUUGCAUGUGCCGUCCAGCGAAAUCGAGCAUGCUAUCUACCACAUAGACACAUCGGUGGUCAGUUUGGAGGCCCUGCAGCACAUGAGCAACAUUCAGGCGACAGAGGAUGAGCUGCAGAGGAUCAAGGAGGCAGCGGGCGGCGACAUUCCGCUCGAUCAUCCCGAACAGUUCCUGCUGGACAUAUCCCUGAUUUCCAUGGCCAGCGAGAGGAUUUCCUGCAUUGUCUUCCAGGCGGAAUUCGAGGAGUCCGUAACGCUGUUGGUUCGAAAGCUGGAAACGGUGUCCCAGCUAUCGCAGCAAUUGAUCGAGAGCGAGGAUUUGAAGCUGGUCUUCUCCAUCAUCCUUACGCUGGGCAACUAUAUGAACGGAGGCAACCGGCAGCGCGGACAAGCGGAUGGCUUUAAUCUGGAUAUUCUGGGCAAGCUGAAGGACGUCAAGUCCAAGGAAUCGCACACCACCUUGCUCCAUUUCAUUGUGCGCACCUACAUUGCGCAGCGGCGAAAGGAGGGAGUGCACCCCCUGGAGAUCCGCUUGCCCAUCCCAGAGCCAGCCGACGUGGAGAGAGCCGCACAAAUGGACUUCGAGGAGGUGCAGCAGCAGAUCUUCGAUCUCAACAAGAAGUUCUUGGGUUGCAAGAGGACGACGGCCAAAGUUCUGGCCGCCUCGCGACCCGAGAUCAUGGAGCCCUUCAAGUCCAAAAUGGAGGAGUUCGUGGAGGGGGCGGACAAGUCGAUGGCCAAGUUGCAUCAGUCCCUCGACGAGUGUCGCGAUCUCUUCCUGGAGACCAUGCGCUUCUACCACUUCUCACCCAAAGCCUGCACCCUAACGUUGGCCCAGUGCACGCCCGACCAGUUCUUCGAGUACUGGACGAAUUUCACCAAUGAUUUCAAGGACAUUUGGAAGAAGGAGAUCACCAGUCUCCUGAAUGAAUUAAUGAAGAAAUCGAAGCAGGCCCAAAUCGAAUCACGUCGCAACGUGUCCACCAAGGUGGAGAAGUCCGGACGGAUUUCGCUGAAGGAGCGCAUGCUGAUGAGGCGCAGCAAGAACUAGUUCACUAGCCUCGAUUGAAUAUAUUUUGUAUUUAUAGUUGCUUUUUAUUACACCAUUGCUCAGCAAACUUCUCGUUACAUGGAUGUAGUCUCCACUAAUUGUUAAGUUACCAAAUUGUAUAAACUCUUUGAAUGCAGGCGCUGUGGCUCUACAAAUAAAAUGUGCUCUUGCUCUUAGCAUUGUGCGUUUA
This is a messenger RNA of Drosophila mauritiana, 4598 nucleotides long. RefSeq names its product protein cappuccino (gene capu). The transcript is spliced from 10 exons. Gene Ontology annotation, biological process: actin nucleation; actin filament network formation; cortical actin cytoskeleton organization. Gene Ontology annotation, molecular function: actin filament binding; microtubule binding. Gene Ontology annotation, cellular component: cytoskeleton; actin filament; cytoplasm. The record is from RefSeq and is a predicted model, not a curated record. The coding region runs from base 20 to 4408 and encodes 1462 amino acids. Lineage: Eukaryota; Metazoa; Arthropoda; Insecta; Diptera; Drosophilidae.